AUGGUGAAGGAGGGCUACUGGAUGCUGGAUGCUGUUAGUCAGGUGUUUCCUAAAGCACAUCAUAGAUGGCGCACCUAUGAAGAAGAAUUUCAUGAUCAAUUGAAAGUCAUGGGUGCUGUGUCUAAACAAGCUGCAAAGGAUUUGGUAUGGUACCCUGCACAAAACUGGUGCAGGGCUUAUUUUGACACAGUCUGCAAAAAUCACUCAUGUGAGAAUAAUUUUACCGAGUCAUUCAACAAAUGGAUUCUAGAAGCAAGGGCAAAACCUAUAAUCAAGAUGUUAGAAAAUAUUAGAAUCAAGAUUAUGAAUAGGUUGCAAAAACUUGAAGAAGAAGGUAAAAAUUGGAAAGGAGAUUUUAGUCCAUAUGCCAUGGAGUUGUAUAAUGAUUUCAAUAUCAUUGCACAAUGUUGUCAAGUUCAAUCUAAUGGAGACCAAGGAUAUGAGGUAGUUGAGGGUGAAGAUAGGCAUGUGGUGAAUCUUAAUAGGAAGAAGUGUACAUGUAGGACAUGGGACUUGACUGGUAUACCAUGUCCUCAUGCCAUUAAAGCAUAUCUUCAUGACAAACAAGAACCACUGGAUCAGUUGAGUUGGUGGUAUUCCAGAGAAGCUUACAUGUUGGUAUACAUGCAUAAAAUACAACCUGUUAGAGGUGAGAAGUUCUGGAAAGUUGAUCCUUCUCAUGCUAUGGAGCCACCAGAAAUACAUAAAUUGGUAGGCAGGCCAAAACUUAAGAGAAAGAGAGAAAAGGAUGAGGCAAGGAAAAGGGAAGGGGUGUGGUUAGCUUCAAGAAAAGGACUAAAAAUGACAUGUGGACAUUGUAGUGCAACAGGUCACAACCAAAGAAGAUGUCCUAUGCUUCAAAGAUCAAAACAACCAACCCAAGAUGUGCCAAUGUCAGCACCCCAAGCCAGUCAAGAAGAAUCUGAUAGUGUCUUCAUGCCUACUCCUGGCUUUAUUGCUUCUUCAAGUCAACAGAGUAUCCAACCUGCUGGUCCUUCAAAUUCAAAGAAAAUUGAAAAGAAACCUACUGGACCUUCAAAGUCAAAGAGAAAAAUAGUUGCUGAUGAAUCUGAGGAUGAGCAACAUGUUGCACCUUCAAGUGCAGUUGCUGAUGAGGAUAGAGGUGAGCAUGAAAGUGAAGACGAGCAGACAAUUCUAAGGCCGAAGGCAAUUUCUGAAGCUAGGACUAGGCUUCAAGCUAAAAAGAUACAGAUUCGACCAACUGGUACCAGGAGGAUUGGCUUCAAAGGAGAUGACAAUGGUGUGAGCAUUCCAACUAAUCUGCCAUACUCACCAAGAAAAUUGGCAUGGAAAGGAAAAGAAACUAUGACUUCAAAUCAGUUGACAGCUGAAAAGGAGACCAGAAUUGGCAAUUUGAAGGCAAAGAAAGGAAAAAAAUCUACGACUUCAGAUCAGUUGACUGUUGAAAAGGAGAAAAAAAUUGGCAAAUUGAAGGCAAAGAGGGGUGGGAAGAAGUAG
Solanum stenotomum is the source of this 1479-nucleotide messenger RNA. RefSeq lists its product as uncharacterized. The transcript has 5 exons. Gene Ontology annotation, molecular function: zinc ion binding. The coding region runs from base 1 to 1479 and encodes 492 amino acids. The record is from RefSeq and is a predicted model, not a curated record. NCBI's taxonomy places the organism in Eukaryota, Viridiplantae, Streptophyta, Magnoliopsida, Solanales, Solanaceae.